GUUUGGUUCACUGUUCUUCUUACCUUCACCCACUCCCAAUUAAAUAAGUAUUUAUGUAUGUAUAUAUAAUAUAAUAAAAUAAAAUUCUUCGCGCUGUCACUCAGCUGAAUUUCCAUCCAGCUGAAGAUAGCUAUUUAGCUAAAUUUUACACGGCCAUUCAGCAUAUUGUAAAUAGAAUAGAAGGAGUUCUGGUUGGUACAAGUGCCCGGGACUUCUGCGAGUUCGGUGUCCUCUCACAUUGCCUUUUUUAGCUUCGAGAACUUUGAUCUUGAUGUAUAUGUAUAACUAGAACGAUUGAGCCAUAUUGAUGAAGUUGUGUUGCGUAAAGAGUUUUAACUGAAGGGGAAAGCUUAAAAGUUCACAUUAUGGGUUCAGUUUGUUGCUGCUUGCAUGCUGAGGAUUUUGAAGACUACAUGAAUUCAAACAAUAAUAUUUAUAGAAACUGUUUGUGCAUCGGUUGCUUCUUUCAGAAUUUUAUACAAAUGUGUACAACAUUAUUGCAACGAGGAGAGCUGCACUCUGUCCCUUCAUCCAUUCAGGGAACAGCAUCUAUGAACUCUUCUGUAUCACUAGACAACUCACUUUCUGACAUGUACUGUUCUACCCCAAGGCCCUUUCCUUGUGAUGUUGAUACCAGAUAUUUUCGCUUACAACGUGAUGGUCUUGUUUCAAGACGUGAGAAGGGUUCAAGUCAUUCACAAGAGGAAUCAGAGCCUUUAAGAGGUGAAGAUGAUGUAGGUUCUGAUUCUUUGAGUAGAGGGGGAAAAUGGAAUGCUUGUGAACAAGGCUCAAUUGAGCAGCAUUCUAAAUCCUCACAACUGACAUCAACAAAAACAUCAGUUGGAAUUGGGUACAUCUAUUCAACAGUAGAAGAGGAGGAUGUCUGCCCAACAUGUCUGGAAGAAUAUACUCCAGAGAAUCCGAAGAUAAUAACAAAAUGUUCCCACCAUUUCCAUCUUGGUUGCAUUUAUGAAUGGAUGGAGAGAAGUGAACAUUGUCCAGUCUGUGGGAAGGUGAAACAACUUAAUCUUGCUUGGAAGUUUUUGUUGCAGAUGAACGUCAACGACAACAACAGAAGAUAGAACCAAGGAAAGACAACUCCUUUGUGAAUAAUUCAGGACAAGGUGAUUGUCUCAUACCAUAAAUAUGAAAAGUGUCUUGUAUAAAGAUUUUAAUUUAAUUGUCUUUGUAACCCGGGAAGUGUUUUUUUUUUUUGGGGGGGGGGGGGGGAAGAAACCAUAUG
This is a messenger RNA of Hibiscus syriacus, 1243 nucleotides long. Its product is annotated as E3 ubiquitin-protein ligase At3g02290-like. The transcript has 5 exons. Gene Ontology annotation, molecular function: ubiquitin-protein transferase activity. The coding region runs from base 366 to 1082 and encodes 238 amino acids. NCBI's taxonomy places the organism in Eukaryota, Viridiplantae, Streptophyta, Magnoliopsida, Malvales, Malvaceae. The record is from RefSeq and is a predicted model, not a curated record.